AUGCCAACCAGUCCAGCAAGACUCCAUCUCCUGCAAGUCCUUCUUAUUACCGCCCCUGCCUUUAUACUUUACGGGUACAACCAGGCGGGUCUCUCUGCCCUUCUCAACCUAUCCGUUGUCGCACGACGCUUCCCAGCAAUCGACACCGUCUUCACUACCGGCUCUCAGGAAGAAACAAACUCCACCAGAAAAGGAGCAAUCAAUGCUUGCUUCCAGCUCGGGGCUUUGCUUGGAUCCUUGUCAUGUUCUUACUUGGGCGACAGCUGGGGACGUCGAAGAACGAUCCUCCUUGCUGCAUCCCUUGCCCUCGUUGGCCAGGUCCUUCAGGCCUCCGCAUUUGCACUCGCCCAAUUUGUCGUAGGAAGGGUCAUCCUCGGACUGGGAGUCGGUCAGUUGAGUGUGAUGAGCCCCGUUUGGCAGUCUGAGUCGUCCCAUGCCGGCAAUCGUGGCAGACAGGUUAUCACGUCCGGCAUCUUCAUCUGCGUGGGAUUUGCCUUGACGAGUUGGAUCAACUUUGGCUGUAGCAAAGCGCCUUACGGUCCUCUCCAGUGGCGACUGCCUCUGGCCCUGCCGACGAUCUUCUCCUUGGUGAUUGUAGCAUCUGUCAUGACCUUCCCCGAGUCCCCCCGCUGGUUGGUUCUCCGUCGUCGUAAUCACGACGCUGCGCAAGCCUUGGCCACUCUGAACGGACUGGCUUGCGAUGAUCCACUUGUUCUCAGGGAGAUUGAGGAAAUCGGACGGUCGCUUGAGGGAACACGAAACACUUCUGGACGGACUCUGCCCAGCUUGAAAAAUGAUCCUUCACGUCUCUGGUGGCGCUUCACUCUCUGCAUGCUCCUUCAGUUCUUCCAGCAAACCUGCGGAGGUAAUCUCAUCUCGAUCUACACCACGCAAAUCUUUGAACAGAACUUAGGCCUGUCAGGGGAUCUACCUCAAAUUUUAGCAGCUGCCUCCUUAACAUGGAAGCUCGCAUGUUCAUUCAUUGCCUUUGCUGCCAUUGACCGAUUGGGCCGUCGAGUGCUGUUCACCAUCAGUGGCACCGGAAUGACCAUCUGUAUGGUUGUCAUGGCCGUGGCCACCAGCUUCCCUACAACCAACAAGCCUGCAUCAAUCGUCGCGGCAACUUUUAUAUUCAUUUUCAACCUCUGCUACCCAAUUGGCUUCUUGGGAGGUAAUUUUCUCUAUUGUACCGAGAUUGCUCCUUCUCAUCUUCGGGCGGCCAUGUCGUCCGUCUCUACUGCAAACCACUGGCUGUGGAAUUUCGUGGUCACUAUGAUCACCCCGUUGGCCCUUUCCACCAUCGGGUGGAAGUUUUAUAUUGUGUUUGCAUCCAUUUCCGCAUGUGUUCCCCUGGUUGUCCAUUUUCUUUUUCCUGAAACAAUGGGCCGCAGUCUUGAGGGAAUCGACCAAGUUUUCAGGGAAGCACCUACAGUAUUGGCGAUCGUGCCAAUGGCCAAGGGUCUUCCUCGGGGUGAUGUUAUACCUACGUUUGUUGAACACCAUGAAAAGGAUGGUAACCAGGAACACCGCGAGUGGGCUUAG
Aspergillus sclerotioniger CBS 115572 is the source of this 1542-nucleotide messenger RNA. RefSeq names its product sugar porter family MFS transporter. NCBI's taxonomy places the organism in Eukaryota, Fungi, Ascomycota, Eurotiomycetes, Eurotiales, Aspergillaceae. Gene Ontology annotation, cellular component: membrane. The coding region runs from base 1 to 1542 and encodes 513 amino acids. The record is from RefSeq and is a predicted model, not a curated record. Gene Ontology annotation, biological process: carbohydrate transport; transmembrane transport. The transcript has a single exon. Gene Ontology annotation, molecular function: carbohydrate:proton symporter activity.